AUGGCGCCCGCGGGCGUCGCUCUCCGCGGCGGCUCCCUGGGCCUCCUCGUCUGGCUCCUGCUCCUUCAACGCUGCCUCAACGAGGCCCGGGCGGGCAGGAUGGCACCAUCCUCACCCUCCUGGUACCCUUCGGGGGGCAGCCGCGAGGACCCAGGGGUGAGCCUGUGGGAGUCCUCGCCUCCGGAGGUUCCGGCCCCGGUAGCCCUCCAGACAGCAGCCCCGUUGCAGACCACAAGAGCUACGCUGCUUCCUUCAGCUCCAGGAUGUGGCCACAGGUCUAUGAGGAUAGUUGGUGGAAUGCCAGCCACAGAGAAGAAGUGGCCCUGGCAGGUCAGCCUGCAGAUCAAUAAUCAGCACAUAUGUGGAGGCUCCCUCAUCGCGCGUCAGUGGGUGCUGACCGCCGCCCACUGCAUAUCUGGGGACGUGGAAUACACAGUGAAGAUGGGAGACACACACGUGAAGCAUACCUCCAGAAUGGCAAUCAAGGUUCCAGUCCGCGACAUUGUUGUUCAUAAAUACUAUAAUCCCAUUGGGUCAAUCCAAAAUGACAUUGCCCUCGCCCUGCUCGACUUCCCUGUGAAUUACUCCUCACACAUCCAGCCUGUGUGCGUUCCUGAAAAGGCUUUCAUGGUGCAAGCUGGUACGAAGUGUUGGGUGACUGGAUGGGGAAAACUGGAUGAAAAAGCGCCAACAAAGCUUCAGGAGGCUGAGCAAAACAUUAUUCGCUAUGAGGAAUGUAAUGAGUUGCUCAAGAAAGAGUUGGCAAAUGACAAUGACAUAGUCAGGAAAGGGGUUGUCUGUGGUUACAGCACUCAAGGUAAAGAUUCCUGCCAGGGAGAUUCUGGGGGCCCCCUAGUCUGCGACUUUAAUAGCACAUGGGUCCAGGUGGGGAUUGUGAGCUGGGGCAUUGGCUGUGGUCGCAGAGGAUAUCCUGGAGUUUACACAGAAGUCAGUUUCUACAAGGACUGGCUCAUUGAUCAUGUGCGUCAGGCUUCUUCUCAGGACUCAGCUGGCUUCUUCAUCCUCUCCCUGUGUCUGCUGCUCCUGGGCAUCCUGGUGACCCCCUGA
Molecule: messenger RNA, 1068 nt
Organism: Manis javanica (Malayan pangolin)
Lineage: Eukaryota; Metazoa; Chordata; Mammalia; Pholidota; Manidae
Source: RefSeq, a predicted model, not a curated record